AACGGAAUAUGGGGUACCACACCUUCAAAGCCCCCACUCUUAAAGACACGCCCCUCGUUGUGCUGAGAAAACACCAUUUUCACAGCAACGGCGGGACUAGUUAGGCGAUAUCAUCCUAAAAAUGGACCCUACGGCCCAGUCUGCUGACAUCUCGUCCUCUCAAAACUCCGCCGCAGCGAUGAAAGAAUCCACGUUAUCAGCCCUAGAGCUGGUCUACUGGCGUGACCCCAAGAAGUCAGCGGUGGCGUUCGGCCUAUCCCUGGUGGUGCUGGUCUCCUUGGCGACAUUCAGCGUGAUCAGCGUAGUGUCCUAUCUGCUGCUGGCCUUCCUCUGCGUCUCCAUCACCUUCCGCAUCUACAAGUCUGUCAUCCAGGCCGUGCAGAAGUCUGAUGAUGGCCACCCCUUCAAGGCCCUAAUGGAGCGUGACAUCAGCGUCCCAGCGGAGACCUUCCGGAAGGGAGUGGAUGUGUCGCUGGCUUACGUGAACCGCUUCACCAGACAGGCACGCCGUCUCCUACUAGUGGAGGACCUUGUGGAUUCCCUCAAGUUGGCAGGUGUGAUGUGGCUGAUGACCUAUGUGGGAGCUGUCUUCAAUGGCAUCACCAUCCUCAUUUUGGCUGACAUCAUCUUUUUCAGCACACCUCUGAUAUAUGAGAAGAACAAGACCCAGAUUGAUCGAUACAUUGAUCUGAUUCGCUCCCGGGUGGAGGAGACCAUGGCCAAGCUUCAAGACAAGCUCCCAGGAGCCAUAAAGCGCACUAAAGCAGAGUGAUUCCUCAUCCCUCCACCCAUCCCCCCCAUCCUCUCCUCUUGCACUCCUCUCCAUCCCUUAAUUCCCCCCCUCCCCUCCAUCCCCCAUUCCUCCCCAUGCUUGUGAAACAGCAGAAUAUAAUACUAGUGAUCAACCCAUCCACCACUGGAAUCCUGUCAACCACCAGAACCAGUCUGAACCUGUUUGAACCGGUGUAACUCUGUCUGUAACUAGCCAGUAUAGUAUAGAGUGCAGCUCACCUGUGUCAUAGCAGCUCAGCACUACUGUCUCCCUGAUUACCCGUCUCUGUGUAUUUCUGUCUGUAUGUAUGUCUGUAUGUCUCUGUGUGUAUGGGUCUGUCUACCUGUCUGUGUGCGUCUCUCGUCUGUCUGUCUGCCCGCCUGCCUAGUCUGUCUGCCAGCUGCUACCUGGAUGGUGUGUAUGUACCGAGUGUGAAUACUGUUAGUCAUGGGCCCUGUUCAAGCAAUGUACACAUGCUCCCUCCAUCCCCUCCUCUCCUCUGAGCUAAUGUGACUGGGUGGGUGUUAGCCUGUGCUACCACACCUCUGCUACCUGUCCUGUCAUCACACCAUUACCUGGAGGACGGCGGGAGGAACGGAUGCAGUUGUCGAGCAUGCGAACUGGGCCCUGUGCGCGCGCGCGUCUGUCCACAUUUCAAGUGACCAGGCUACUGGGCCCGUGAGGUUCCACUACUGUUGCACCGCUCAAAGCAAACGUUUGUACUCAUCUGUUUAGUGUCUGUGCGUGGAGGAAAAACAAACAAAAACAAACACAAAAAAAUGACAACCAAUCUGUUGUGGUAGUUUAGUUGUAGUUUGUAAAAAAUUGUCUUGGAAAUAACGAUCAUUUUUAAUUUAUAUGUAUGAGAGAUGAAGUCUUGUGGUCGUUCUGUUGAUUUGAGGUGGAGCUUUUGUGCACUGAGGGUUUGGAAAACAGCUCAUCAACUUGAAAUAAAAGAGAAAGAAACCAUGA
This is a messenger RNA of Hypomesus transpacificus, 1744 nucleotides long. RefSeq names its product reticulon-3-B-like. The coding region runs from base 122 to 772 and encodes 216 amino acids. Gene Ontology annotation, cellular component: postsynaptic density; neuron projection. The transcript is spliced from 8 exons. The record is from RefSeq and is a predicted model, not a curated record. Lineage: Eukaryota; Metazoa; Chordata; Actinopteri; Osmeriformes; Osmeridae. Gene Ontology annotation, biological process: neuron differentiation; brain development; endoplasmic reticulum tubular network formation.